AUGUCGAAAAACCACACCAAUAUACCACUGCACUGCAGCAUUUGCCCAAAGAAUCCUCAAUUCUCCGAUGUAUCUCAUCUUCUCACCCAUACAUCUUCCAAAGCUCAUUUAUCCAAUUAUUUUAAGCUUAAAAUUCGAGCUGCGUCGGAAUUGACAGCAAAGAUUCAACUGGACAACUUCGAAGAUUGGUAUGACAACUAUGAUCUCGAACGAUUACUAUCCGAGAGACUUGCUUCAAAGGAUCAGAAGAAAGCUGCCAAGGAUAAGAAGACCAGGAACAGCAAAGCAUUGCCCGGGCAAACGAGGAUCAAGAAAGAAAAAGACAAUCUCCUUGAUAAUGAAGCCAAUCUAGCACCCAUGUUUCGAGCUCCUGUUCCAAGAAUGCAUCUUUGGCCAACUGCAACAAACAACAGUAUCAAUAAUAAUACAUCUACAUCCAAUUCUAACUCUGAUAUGGGAAGUGAGUGGGAUCAUAGUGCUGUGUAUGCAACACCAACCUCUCGACGUCAGAUUCCAGGCUAUACACUUCAAAAAACACCCUCGGCAGUAGGGACUGUAUCGGAUACCACCAAUCUCACUACGCCAUUAAAGGAGGAGGCAGAUGCUGAAAUCACCGAGAAGCUUUCCGACAGUGCAAAAUUGAAGGGUGUGUUCUGGCCUGGCAUGGAUCUCUUCGAUUCUGCCACUGCCGAAAUGAAGCGAAUGCGAAAUCAGAGAAAAGAUGGCUCAAUUCUUGAAUUGAUGAUGGCUGCUUCUGCGGAGGUUCAACCCACUGAAGUGUCCUACCACCCAGAUGGCGCAUUCCGAACCUCCAGACACAUUUUCGGUCCUCUUUCGACUGAGACUAGUCCUAUUCGCGACCCCACUCCAAAAAAACGAAGAACUCGCAAAGCGGCCUUGGCAGAUGUCAGCGUCAAUGUACCCCGUCUCAGAGCCGGUCGACCACCAAGAAACUCGGCCAGAAGUCCUGGGAAGCGACAAAUAUCCGCUAGAUCACGUCAGCCUGCUGGUCAACUUGCCUUGCAAUCGACACCCACACUCAAUCCAUUGGCAUUCGGCGCUCGAUUCACUCCAAGCAAUGAGGAAGAUGAAGAGUUUAGAAUAACAAUGGAAGAGAUGGGGGCCAAGGAGCGUUCUUUUAAUGUUUUUCAGGAUGCCCCUGAAAUUAGCCCAGGUCGUACAGAAAGCCCAUUAGAAGAUCAUAGAUUCGACUUUUCGGACGGUGCAUCAACCAGCUUCACGAACGUAGAUAUCGGUAACCAGAUUUCCCCCACACCAGUGGUUAAACCAACUGCAAUGCGUAUGUUCUCCAAAGACAACGGUCAAUCUGAUAUUCAUGUCCGACGAACUGUUUCGACUCCCCACCACGGCUUCCCAGCUCAAAUGUUCUUUGAUAAUUCAUCAAUGUACAACCCACUCUACAACCACCACCCUCGAUCUUUCUCAUACGGAGGUGAUCACUCGGAUUUUUCCCAAAUGAGCCAGGAAAACAAGCCAAUGAAUGCUUACGGUCAAGGUUUUCAUGGCAACUUGAGCUCGGUCAACCAUGGUUCACAUUUACCUAGCAACCAUUUACAACUUUCAGACCCACUCACCAAUGGUGCAAAUGUCAAUAUGCCACAUUUUGGCAUGUGA
Messenger RNA from Botrytis sinoallii, 1635 nucleotides. RefSeq lists its product as uncharacterized. The record is from RefSeq and is a predicted model, not a curated record. The transcript has 4 exons. Lineage: Eukaryota; Fungi; Ascomycota; Leotiomycetes; Helotiales; Sclerotiniaceae. The coding region runs from base 1 to 1635 and encodes 544 amino acids.